AUGAAGAUACUGGGCUUCUUCUACGCCGUCUCUGGCGUACUCGGCCUCACCUUCACCGCGAUCACCACCGGAUGUACCAAAGAAGGACUGUAUUGCCUAGACUUCUCUGGAGCCAACAGCGAUGUCUUCAGAGUCCUCACAUGCAAGAAUGGCAACACCCAGGUCGUCAGCGAGUGUCUUGCAAAGGAAACCUGCAUCGACAACCCCACACCGCACUGCACCCCAGAGAGCAGCCCUCGGAAACCAUCGCUCGUCAGUUCUAAGCCGGUCCCUAACAGUUACGUUUGGUCAACCACAACUUUGGAUACGAUGUUGCCAACCCCGCCAGUGUUCCCUCAGGUUCCAUCCACGAUCGACGACCCCUCCACCAGCAGGACAAUUACCAACCAGCUAGCAGCGCGGCAAACCCAAUCGCCCUUCCGCAUCCUCAUCUUCCCACAGACAAGCAUACGCGGAAAAGGCACUUCAUUUGACGUCGAUGGUUGUAUCCGGCAUUCCGAAAUCCCGUGGCCCAUCCGCUCCCUAGUUGUGGAACGUUACUUCGAGUGCAUGUUUUGGGAUGGGGACGACUGUUCAGAAAGAACUGGUCCGCGGCGAAAGGAGGGAAGCGCUACGGAUCGUAAGAUGAUCGGGGAUGUGAAGUUUGGUUUUGAGAUUAAGAGUUUAAGGUGUCAUGCUGUUCUCGGCUAA
This is a messenger RNA of Alternaria burnsii, 690 nucleotides long. RefSeq lists its product as uncharacterized. The transcript has a single exon. The coding region runs from base 1 to 690 and encodes 229 amino acids. The record is from RefSeq and is a predicted model, not a curated record. NCBI's taxonomy places the organism in Eukaryota, Fungi, Ascomycota, Dothideomycetes, Pleosporales, Pleosporaceae.